AUGGACUUCCUUGAUGAACAUUGUGGUCGAACUCUGCAUGUGGGGAGUUAUAUCCGACUCCAGGCGUCCAAAGACAACCAUCUGCGGCCAGACUUGACAUGUCUAGUGCGCCUUUCUGCAACAUCUGGAGAUUCUGCGAGGAUUCACACUCGCUUCCUCAGUAUCGACUUGUCUUUACGAACAUUAAAAUGUGAGAAGACAAGGAUAGAACUUUACGAAGGAACAAGAAAUGCAAAUCCGCUUACACCAAUCAACGGACUUUGUGGGGACUUUCUUAACAAAACAUACAGCUACAUUACUGUCAAUGAGAGUAUCAUGACCUUUAAUUUGACAACGGGUCCUUCUACCAAAGAUGGUUCAUUUGAUGCAAUUAUAACGAACUUCCAUGAAGUCGAAGAAGAUGAGAAGUGUUUAUAUAAGUGGUGGAAAUGUCGAAAUGGACGUUGUGUGGAUCCGUCAACCAAAUGCAACUCGUUUGAUAAUUGUGGAGACAACACUGAUGAGACAUACGAAACAUGUAAUACAACAAUGUAUUUUUAUGAAAACUGUGGACAGGAAAUCCACGUUUACGAUUCUGUACAUUUAAAACUGAAGCGAAAUGAGGGCUAUUUGAUUCCGGACAUAUUGUGUGAUAAUAUUGUGGUAGCCCAUGGUAAAUUUCCGGACCUUGGCGAGGUUGUUAGUGUUUAUGCCCAUUUUCGUUCUAUAAAUCUUUCACAGCCGGAGGAUGGGGUGUGCAAGUCCGCUAGAAUUGAUAUUUACAGUGGAUUAGGAAACAAAAAGAACCUAACAGGAAGUGAAGGGCUUUGUGGGAGUUCGUUAACAAUUGCAGACUACUCUACCAAAGACGAUAAUUUUAUGCCUAUAGAAUUCAAGACAGAUAUAAUCAAACAACAUGGAAAGUUUGAAAUAAUUCUUUCCAGUUUUCAUACACCCACUUCAGGGACUUGUUUAUCGGGUGAAUUCCAUUGUAAAAACGGAUGGUGUGUGGACUCUACGGUAGAGUGUGACGGUUAUCAGAACUGUGGUGACAACAGUGACGAGAGUGAUCAGCUGUGCAAAAAGAAACCAAUCAAACCUACCAAAGAAGGGGAGACAUCGAAUAAAACUGGGACAAUCGUGUUGGGUAUUUUGUUGGUUUUUUCCGAUGAAGCUGGUUGUCUGAUAAGGGCAAAGUGCUACAGGUCUCAAAGGAAAAAUGAGAGCCCACAUGAAAUGAAGGUUUUGAUGAACAGUGACAAAAUUGAGCAUUCAUUCUGCACAUGCACUAUUGGACAAAGUGGCAAUUGUGGACAUGUUAGUACUCUCUUGUAUCAGAUUGCUCAUUAUAAAAGGUGA
This is a messenger RNA of Saccostrea echinata, 1338 nucleotides long. RefSeq names its product membrane frizzled-related protein-like. Lineage: Eukaryota; Metazoa; Mollusca; Bivalvia; Ostreida; Ostreidae. Gene Ontology annotation, molecular function: protein binding; zinc ion binding. The record is from RefSeq and is a predicted model, not a curated record. The coding region runs from base 1 to 1338 and encodes 445 amino acids. The transcript is spliced from 9 exons.